Molecule: messenger RNA, 605 nt
Organism: Contarinia nasturtii (swede midge)
Lineage: Eukaryota; Metazoa; Arthropoda; Insecta; Diptera; Cecidomyiidae
Product: 11-beta-hydroxysteroid dehydrogenase-like 4A
Exons: 3
Source: RefSeq, a predicted model, not a curated record
UGUACAUAAUAAAACACAUUCAAUUCAUACAUCUGUGGACGCUUUUGAAUUAUUGAAAAAUAAAACAAGUCCAGCAAAAAUGGAGUUGAAAUUAUUUGCAUUAUUAUUGGCUGGAUUCAUCAUUUGCGAGCUUAAUGUUGGCUAUGUCGGUGCUAAAUCUGAAGAAAAAUGUGAGAAUCGCAAAUUUGAGAAUAAAGUGAUUAUAGUAACUGGUGCUAGUUCCGGGAUCGGUGCCGAUGCUGCCAAACAUUUAGCAAAGCUGGGUGCAAGUCUUUCAUUAGUUGGUCGUAAUAUGUCGCGAUUGAAUGCCGUUUAUGAUGAAAUCGUAAAUGCCGGAGCAACCACCCCAUUGAAAAUUGUAGCUGAUAUCACAAAAGAUGCAAAACGAAUUGUUGAUAAGACCGUUAAUCAUUUCGGACAAUUGGAUGUCCUCAUAAACAAUGCCGGUAUAAUGGUCGCAGCCAAUGCUGAAAAUGUUGACUUGAUAGAUUUUGAUCUUAUUUGGCACACCAAUGUACGCGCACCACUUGAGCUCACAAAAUAUUCCAUUCCGCAUUUGUCAAAGACCAAGGGAAAUGUUUUGAAUAUCGCAAGUAUUGAUGGUC